Molecule: messenger RNA, 684 nt
Organism: Serpula lacrymans var. lacrymans S7.9
Lineage: Eukaryota; Fungi; Basidiomycota; Agaricomycetes; Boletales; Serpulaceae
Exons: 1
Coding region: 1-684 (227 amino acids)
Source: RefSeq, a predicted model, not a curated record
AUGGCAGAAGAGGGAGACGACGGCGACACGCGUGGCGGUCCUUCGAUUAUUUCACUCGGACAAACACACCUCAAUCCAGCUUCAUUUUUCACACUUUUCCUCUUUUUCGCUAGCACGACGACGACAAUCACUACAGAACCUCUACUACAGCUUAUACUCUCAUGGCCACCCCCACCCUCACCCAGUCCUAUCCCGAAUGCCAACGUUGCGAGUGGUUUCAUAGAAAACUUGCAUAAGAAAGUUGAAGCUGAACGCAUCGACAUUUGUCCAGGUUAUCGUGUUCUACGCUUCCAGUAUUAUCUCUUCUCGCACCUAGGUUACCCCAAUCUGACCAGGAACUACAGCGCCAUUUAUCGAUGGAAGGUUUCCGCAAACAUGAUUCUGUGGGGGAAGAGAAAAGCGCUCGGAGUUUACCAGCAAAGUGGCGGUGGCAGACGAGCUUACCCUCGAGGCUUUCGGCUUUUUACUGCGUGGCUCAUGCUCCUCCUUGUACAUCCAACAUUCACCCCUUCAUUUCAACAUGUUCCGAUGUCUUCCACGCUGUCAUUUAGGAUUGGGCCUGCAUCGAAAUCAUAUGCCAACGCUAUUGCGGAAAAGUCGGGAUUUGUUAUCACCUUCCUUGUCAUUUUCGCUGUUCCUGGUCCCUCACCAUCAACGAUCAAAACAUUCUCGAUUGCACUGUAA